AUGGUAUCGAAGCUCUCGAUAUCUUUCCGAUCAAUCGACGAUAUGCCUGAGGAAGCGUCGGCGAUCGGUGACUGCGUGAAGCUAUACAACGAUGCGCUGAGUCAACUCAACGAGUCCAUGUCAGAGAUCAAAACGGAGAAGAACAAGGGAGGGAAUUGGUUGAAUAAAAAUGUCAUCGGAGACGUCAAGACGUGGAUUAGCACCGCCAUGACCGACGUUGAGACUUGCCCCGAUGGGCUUGAAGAAAUUGUGGGGAAUGAGACCAAGAAAGAGAUGGAGACGGCGAAUCAGAUGAUGAGUAUUAGUUUGGCCAUUGUUAGCCAAAUGAAGAAGCUUAUCAUGAUUCUUCACUAA
Molecule: messenger RNA, 354 nt
Organism: Arabis nemorensis
Lineage: Eukaryota; Viridiplantae; Streptophyta; Magnoliopsida; Brassicales; Brassicaceae
Source: the annotation of a GenBank genome assembly